CUGCUAUCCCGAGAGUUCUGGACUUCCAAGCCAGCAUGGCGUCGCGCAGGCGUCAACACGUUCCGCUGCUUGGUCGGCUGCACCCUCGGCGAUUUCUCUGCGAUGUGGUACCUCCAGGCUUUCCAUCCAGAAAUGGCGACAGAAGUCGUGAUGGGAAUCUCGAUGGCGAGUGGACUUUCCACAUCCCUCCUGCUCGAGACUGUCCUGCUCAGGCUCGGAAAGGACCGGCUUUCGUGGCCGGUCGCUGCAAAGACCGCGGCGGGAAUGAGCAUGAUAUCGAUGAUCACCAUGGAGCUGGCCGAGAACGCUGUGGACUAUCACCUCACGGGCGGCGUGGUGCAGUUGGAUGACCCGGCUUUCUGGGGCGCUGCGCUGGUUUCUGUGGCUGCUGGGUUCCUUGCUCCUCUGCCGUACAACUACCACAGACUGAGAAAGUUUGGCAAAGCUUGCCAUUGA
This is a messenger RNA of Colletotrichum karsti, 456 nucleotides long. RefSeq lists its product as uncharacterized. The record is from RefSeq and is a predicted model, not a curated record. Lineage: Eukaryota; Fungi; Ascomycota; Sordariomycetes; Glomerellales; Glomerellaceae. The transcript is spliced from 2 exons.